This is a messenger RNA of Acanthaster planci (crown-of-thorns starfish), 4962 nucleotides long. Its product is annotated as G protein-coupled receptor moody-like. NCBI's taxonomy places the organism in Eukaryota, Metazoa, Echinodermata, Asteroidea, Valvatida, Acanthasteridae. Gene Ontology annotation, molecular function: G protein-coupled receptor activity. Gene Ontology annotation, biological process: G protein-coupled receptor signaling pathway. Gene Ontology annotation, cellular component: membrane. The record is from RefSeq and is a predicted model, not a curated record.
UAAAAAAAUCCAGAUUUAUUUUUGGUGCACAAACCAAGGUAGCAUUAAGGUUUUUCCUCUGGAAUGACAUCACAUCUUUGCCAUGACGAUGGAAAUUUGAUCAGCAUAAAAGCUCAAAAGGCACCUAAAUGCCCUUUGAAAUAGCAAAUUGAAAUUGAAAUUAGUUUGAGAAACAAAGUUGUACUUUCAUCAGCUGUAUUAAAAGAACUGCAUUGUAAAGGCUCUUCAGUAAUAGAGGACCGCGAUUUGAGCUUAAGACUGGAGGCCGGGAGGGCCGGGCCAUAUACGCACGUAUAACUAUAGAAGAGUUGCAUAUAGGUCUUAGUUGUAGUUCUUUCCCCCCAAUACAGUACAAACAAGUUCAUUUAUAUUGAAGUUCCCUCGACCCUCCCCUCGCUUUUCAUUAUUCUCACGUGAUUUUGUUUCGAGAAGUAACACAUAGUACGUGUUCAUUGCACGUGCCCUCCUCAGACAAGUACGUACAUGUAAUAUGGAGGACCAAAAGUGGCCAUCUGCUUUUCUGCUAUCAGAAUAUAAGAAAAGCUGAUUUUAUGUUUUGUAACAUGCGAUAUUUGACUUGUGUACUUUCUGCUACCUCAAAAGCAGAAUGAACAUUUUAUUGUAACGUAUUUUCCACUUUCCUGCUAUUACAAAAGCAGCUUCACGUGUCCUCGUUUUGCUGGCGGCCAAAAAUUGGCCAUCUGCUUUUUACCUGUCAAAAAGCAGGAAUUCAAAGUGAAUUGAACGUUUUGACAACAACCGAGAAUUCAACUUUUCUGCUUUUGUGAUACCGGAGAAGCAGAUUUUACACAGAUGGCCGAAAAGUGGUCAUCUGCUUUUCCGUCCUCAAUGGGCAGUGAAUGGGGUCAUGAACCUGUAGGUUACCACCAUUUCCGUUCUGGGGGUGAAGACGUAUAGAAAGCAAUACUUAACAAUGCUUUCUGCGGACCAAUCCCAUACGGUAGUAUUAGUGUCCCUGCGAGGCCAAGAAAACAGCAUCUCAAAGGAAAUAUAGCUUUACAGCUCCAAUAGACACACAAGCUUGCUCGGACAAUAGAUACAAUAGAUAGGGCGGACUCUAAUUAUUGCUUUUUACGUCUUCAAUCCCCUAGAAAGGAAAUGGUCGUAACCUAAGGUUCACGACCCCGUUCACGGCCCUUGGAAGGCAGAAAAGCAAAUGGCAAUUUUUCGGCCACCUAUGUAAAAUUUGCUUCUCCAGUAUUAAUAAAUGGGAAAGUAGAAUUCAAGGUUGUUGCCAAAAUGCCCAAUCCUCCUUUCUUCAUGUUCGAAAGGAGAAAAGCAGAUGGCCACUUUUCGGUCGCCAGCGAACGAAGAAAAAGUAACACCUGCUUUUCGUGAAGCAGAAAAGCAGAAAAUAGAAAAAUGCAUUACCAAACAAUGUUCGUUCUGCUUUUGAGGUGGCAGAGAAGUAGAAAAGUCGAAAAUUGCAUGUUACAAAAACAUUAAAUCUGCUCUUCAACUAUUCUGAUAGCAGGAAAGCAGAUGGCCACUUUUUGUCCUCCAUAAUGUAGCCCUAUCCAAAAACUCGUAACGUGAAUGAAGUGACACCUGUUCUCCCCCAGACAAUAACAAAUUAAUCGACCACGCACAAUGACUACCUUCAAGUCCUGGUCCAGAGCCAACUUCCCGCACGCUACUUUAGAAAAACAUAUACGCGCGGAAAUUUCCUUUCUUUCUUCUCUACGCUUAGCGAUAUUAAAUCAACAAUUGCUGUCUCGGCACACCAUACCCCUUCAGCAGUCUGUUCUGAGAUCUCUACACAUUGAAACCAUAAUUCCGUACAAAUUUUCCGGGUCACGGGGUCUCACAAUGUGACUACCAAAUUGGAAAUAUGUCUCUGACACAAUGUCACCAUCAACCGCGGGUGCUGACGUCACAAACUUCACAGCCACUGGGAAAAAGUUUACAUAGUGCCCUUGCAUACUGGCUAGCAUGGCGCAUUGUACGAACACAAACAGGCAGUUGCAGAGGGGAAAAACAGCCGUGGCCUUGAUUUGAAGUUUCGCCAUUUGUCUGGUAUCUGAUCAAAUGAAUACGUACUGUACCUUUUUAUUAUUGUUACGCCAUACAAAAACUCUUAGAGAAUCCACAACCAGGAAAUGAAACGAAGAUACGUGCAUGUCCAGACGGAAGCGCACAGCAAUAAGGCCAACACAUGAAUGUGAACUCACCCACCUUGUCAGUUUUCAGUUUUGCUACACUGAGCUUGCAUUCGCUUGUAUAAAAAAAGUUGUGUCGGGAAAGUUAUCCGAACAGUUUGAACGUACACAUUUACAGAAAGAGCUCAGUUCAGUUUGUAGGCCUACUCCAGAUCGCUUUGGCGGCCGUACACGUGCGAGGGAAAUCGUAUCCACAGAAUAUGGAUGACAUAUAUUAUGAUGAAGUUUUGAUGAGCGAGGAAAUGAUGUACAAUUCAACCGACAGUACUCCGCAGCAGUUUGAAUUCAGCGAUUACAAGCAGCGAGUCAUAGUCGCUAUCCUGUACCUAAUCAUGGCCUUGCUUGGAAUCUUCGGAAACACUCUGGUCAUCAUAGCCGUGCUUCUGUCGAAGAAGCUGCGCACAGCCACCAACGCGUUCGUGGUGAGCCUGAGCGUAGCAGACCUGCUAACGUGCCUCGUGUUACCCUGGAAUGCGGCCGCUGCGCUCGGCAGAGACGGUCCACCGUUCGGUGAGUGGGUCUGCAGCGUAGUAGCCGUGGUUCAGUCCACGACCAUCGGUUGCAGCACCUACACGCUGGCUGCCAUCGGUUUGCAGCGUCUGCUGCUGAUAACUCGUCCACCAACCUACCACGCUAUCUACACUCGGAAGAAGAUGGCUGCCUGGCUGGUGGUCACUUGGCUCGUUCCAUUCCUGUUCACCCUUGUGCCUCCACUCCUUGACGUCGGCGAGGUGGGAUACAACAGAAAGUACCACCAUUGCGGAUUCACCUCCUCGCAUGAGCGCUCCAACGACUACGAUCUCAUCAUCGCCGGCGGACUUUACCCACUACCGCUCGUCACAAUCCUCGUCUGUUACGUGUUGAUCUGGAGACAUCUACGCCGCCACGCCAGGAAUGUGACCACCUCAUCAGAGGAGACGACCGAGUCCGCGUCCAUGAACCUUUCCACUGUGUGUGAUUCUGUGGGCGCCACGAAGGGACGCUCUCUGCGCCGGUCGCCAACCCCGCACGGAACUUUGAAUGCAGCCAAAGUCAACCGAAGCCAGAACGAGAUCACCAAGAACAUGUUCUACAUCGUCUGUGCCUUCAUGGUCUGCCUGACGCCUUUUGCCAUCUGCCUCUUCUACGACGACAGCGACCCGUUCCUUCCCUACGCCUCGGCGAUCCUGGUCUUCAACAGUUGCAUCAACCCGCUGAUCUACGCCACCAAGCAUCGUGUCUUCCAUGUUGUCUUCGGUUGCAUCAUACGGCGGAAGUGGGACAGCAUCCCAGAACCCUCAGAGUUUCUCAAGGCAAUGAGACGAAGACAAUUUUGCAGCAGAAGCGGCUUCUACGUUUAACUUCAACCAUACUUCAACGAAUUACUUCCACCAAAGAUGCAGGACGAUACUCCCAGUACUGUGUUUUGACUGUGGAUAGAGUUCUAUUUCUAUAACGUGUGCUAUUGCCUUUUGCAAAUACACUGUACAGCACAUAACGAUGUAAUUGACCAACUCCGUUCAAAUUUGGGAAAGGAUCCUUUCCAGAGUCUUUAGAAAAAGGGACGGGCCUCGGAAAUUCCCCGCGGGGAAACUGCUCUAUUUUUUCGAAGUAUGUGAAACAGAACGAAUGUAUUGGCCAUCGGGCUUCAUACAUCCUUUGAGCGAGGGGCAUCUUCAACAAAAAUCACAUGCGGCUGAUGCUGAAGUCUUAUUAGAGAUUUUGAAAGUUGGUAAAAUCCAUGUAGGCCCCAUUAGCCACCGAUCCGGCCCACAAAGUUUUCACCACUACUCUACCCUUGAGCGUAAAUUGGGGGAGGGUAGGGUGUUAUAUAUCCCCCAAUUUCUGGCACAACUUCACGCUACUGACUCUACUGCUUUAAUCUGAAGGGGGGAAAGGGAUUUAGGAAACUGUGCAGACGCGCACGUCACUGCUUAACCCAGUGCCUGUUUGUUAAAGAGCUCAGCCUUUAAGGGCUUUUAGAGUGACUUUGCGCAGUCAUUCUGAGACCAGUUUUGUGAAAAGUGAACAAACCAUGUGGCGCAGCGCCCAUUUUUCCGAGACAGGUCAGCCAAGUGUAUAUAUUUUUUCGCUGUGGUGCUCAAUGCACGCGCACUGGCACAAGCGUAGCCUUGAACUUCAAGUGAUCAUAAAAAAACCAUAUAGCCCACAAGUUCAAACUCCACAUGUAUACUGAUAAGGAGUGUCUUUACAUGUUUGAUCAGUUUUAACAAUCCAGCAUGGCACAGCCGAGUUCUGGGGGGGGGGGCUGAAUCCGCCCCCAACUGGCUGUGACAGGGGCCAAAAUAACUUGGCUCUUUUCGGGUGAAAUCUGAGUUGUCACUUUCCAUUUAAAUUUCUGACUACUACUCUGAGUUUGGGCAGGUUUCAAGAAAUAAACACAGCGGCAUUCCGAAAACGUCAGAUCACUUCCAGUACCUGUCCCGACUAUCAAAUCGCUAGGCACGUAGCCAUCCAUGUCUGGUCUUGCACGCGAACUGACUUUCACACCAGUCUCACAACCACACGCAGUGGGGGUUUCGUUUGAGACGUCUACUCUCCAAAUUUGGACUGUCUUUUCUGAUUUUCAAUAUAAAAACUGAUGACUAUAAGCAAAUGUCUUCACCUUGCAAUUACAGGGGACAUGGGAAAGGAGUUAACGAGUGUGAAAUAUAACAAAGUACUCUAAGUUUAUUAAUCAAUCUUCAUUAUGGUCGAGUUUAAAGUAAUAUACCAGGCAAGAUAUGGGACGGAGGGGUACCCCCCUUACCUGUCCAAUCCUUAUACACACUGUAGACUAUUG